Molecule: messenger RNA, 3469 nt
Organism: Aureobasidium vineae
Lineage: Eukaryota; Fungi; Ascomycota; Dothideomycetes; Dothideales; Saccotheciaceae
Source: the annotation of a GenBank genome assembly
CAUGGGCAACGUAGGAAGCCGACCUGACGAUGGUGCUCCCGUCUACUUCAAGGACCAGACGAGAUUCUCGAUCGCAAACGUCAACAUCACAAACUCGCGUGGUCGCACCCUCGUCUCGCUUAGUCCCAACUCGUUUCCUGCCACGCGCUACCACGCAAGGCGCGACACUGGCGACAACACUCCUGUCGACUACGUCCAGUUCCAUAACUUCUUUAGACAUGCGCUGACCCCAGAAAGGNACCCCGAACCCUCUUCCAUCAUCUCUCCGUCUUUCCUCUUACGCCUGGCCAACGAUGAGGAGCUUACUUUCACCUUCACAUGCGUCCUGCGUCAAUCGAACUCGGCUCCGACCAAUGUAAUCGGCGAUCAUAUCGUUGCUCCUACUGGUAUACCAUCCUCAGAUACCCAGUUGUGCGGCCUGACCUACGUCUUUGGCUCGAGUACAAAAGAGAUCGAUCAGCUCGUCACACGCGAGUUCCACGCCGACCCCAACCUGCACAAGAACCCCAAUGUCGAACUUGUGGGCGACUACAACACAGGUGGUGUAGCAUCCGUACAGUUUCAGUGGUCCUGGAAGUGGAGGCCCCCAAAGCAAUCCGAAGACCACGGCGGAGGCUGGCGCAAUACCUGCAGUAUUGUGGCAGNNUUUGUCGAGUACAACUCGCGCGCCCAUCGUCUCGAGACGCUAGCCAGCUUCUCUUUUUGGGUCACGAGUACGCCAUCCUUUCUCCUGCCCUUAGCUGUGUUCAUUCUAACAUUCCUUCAGNAUACGCAGCGCUGGUUGAACUCACCCACCUUGUCCCCUCCCAGGCUUAGAGUGCCAUCUGCCCAAUCCAUCGAGUCCAGAGUUAGCGCCGUCAGUGAUUCCGACGGCGGCGAUCCUAAGGACUCUCGAGACUACCGCGACUUCCGCGAGCCUUCCCGCGAGCCUUCAUCACCCAUGAUCGAAGCCAUUCCAGAGUACGGUCUUGGACUGGUCCCUUCAAAUGGAGCCUCCUUGCCUACUCCCAGAGUCGACAUCAGUUGUGUCGGUCGUCCAGCCGAGGAUGCUAGUACCAGCGAAGACGGUCCUGUCUUCAGAGCCACAAUGCGAGCCCUGGAGCAAAAAACCGGCACAAUGAGAUCUCGUAUGAAGAGAGUCUUGAGAGCUGCCGAGGCCGCACAAGCCGCCCAAACUGCCUGUAACGACGCCCACUCUGCUUUUAUGGACGCGCUUAGGGAAGCUUCCAAUUCAAACGCAAAUGCUGUCCGUCCCGCCCUCGAGCAUUACUUCGAUUCAAUUGCUAGAGAGAUUCUGCUUUACGAACGCCAAAACAACGCAAAUCUCCAAAAACUCAUCAUUGAACCCAUCAACAAGCUCUAUAGUCUCGACAUCAAGCAAGCAGAGUCCAAAAGACGAGACUUUGACGAAGAAAGUAAGGACUAUUACGCCUAUGUCAGCAAAUACCUUGGCCAGCGCUCCGAAUCACUCAAAGAGAAGAAGCGUGUCGAGAGUGAUGCCAAAUACCAAGCCAAGCGACGAACCUUUGAGCUGAAGCGUUUCGACUAUUCCUCCUUCAUGCACGACCUGAAUGGUGGUCGCAAAGAGCAAGAAGUGCUAUCUCAGCUCACAAAGUAUGCAUCUGCACAGGCUCGAGGGUAUCUUACCACGGCCAAANAAGUCGAAGAGAUGUUGCCACAGUUGGAAGCUCUGACUCGCGAAGUUUCGAAUGCCGAUAUGGAGUUCCAGAUGCAACGUACGGAACGUGAGGAGAAGCGACGAGCACUGGAGACCAACAGUGCCAAAUCACCUGAAAUGGAGAGUCCGCCCUCGAUCUUCAAUGGCUCAACUGCCACUCAUAUCGAUCGUGCGAUGAGCAUUAUAUCAGCACCGCGUAAUUCGAUAAUGUCGACAUCUCCCUCGGCACCCAAUGGCUUCCCGUCUAGCAUCAUCUCCCCCCCUGGCUCUAGCUCCAAUGGCCCGUUGCCUGUUAGGAACACGAGCAACAAGUUCAAGGGUAUCAGGGACCUAGAAGAGAAAGACAAUUCUGCCUCUGCCGUUGCUGGUGCAGGCCAGAUCAAGAAGGAGGGACUGUUGUGGUCUUUGAGCCGACCUGGCAGUCAUGUGGAUCCUAUCAUGAACAAAGCUGGGUGGCACAAGCUGGAUCUCCACAUGGAUCCCAUCGACUUGCGAGUCGCAUCUGUGAGAGAAGCACGCAACGCCGACAGGCGGUUCUGUUUCGAGGUCAUCACGCCACAAUACACUCGCGUCUAUCAAGCUCCCUCGGAAGAGGAUAUGAAAUCGUGGAUUGGCUCGAUCAACAAUGCCCUUCAGAGUGCCUUCGAAUCUAGACCAUCUACCAGCGCGCUAAGCGCUGAAAAGGUCACCUCUACGCGGAACACCAUCGCUGCAGUCUUGACCGGAAAGACUACACCGUUCUCCUCUCAACGAGCGUCCACCAAUGCAACCUCAUCGUAUAUCAGUUCUUCGAGCAAGAUCGUCUCGCGUCAUGCAACAACGGGUGAUAAACCUACUUACAUGAAGCCUGAUAAUGAAACGCCGUCAGCACUCUUGAACCAGAUACGGGAAGCUGAUGCUGGCAACAAAUACUGCGCUGAUUGCAAUUCCGAUCAGAAGGUCGAAUGGGUGUCAAUCAACCUUGGCAUAAUCCUGUGUAUCGAGUGCAGUGGUAUUCACAGAUCUUUGGGCACGCACAUCUCCAAAGUGCGAUCUUUGACUCUCGAUACCUCGGCAUUCACACCAGAUAUCAUUGAGCUACUUAUGCUGGUUGGCAACCGUGUUAGCAACAUGGUUUGGGAGGCCAAGCUCGAUGCGUUCCUCAAACCGGGUCCUAACGUGACCAGAGAGCAACGUCUACACUUCAUCACGGGCAAGUACAGCGACAGGUUGUACGUUCAAGGCUCCACAGAUGCCAUGGCACACUUCAAGAGUCCAGAAGAUACGUUGCUAGUCAGCAUCAAACAGAACAACAUACAGCAAGUAUUGUAUGCUCUCGCAUUGCGAGCGAACCCCAAUGCUGCAGACCGUUCGAGAGGGACACACGCAGUGUUCCUUGCUCUGGCAGCUGCAGACCCUGCGUCCCCAUCCAGCUCGUUUGUGCAGCAACGCAGUGGCUCAUCAACGCUAUCAUCACCAGCGUUGGAUCCAUUGGCACCACCUUCACGCCCAACCACGCCUACCCCUCUAAGGAAGCCUUUCCCCGUUGCCGAGCUUUUGCUCCAGAACGGAGCAGAGAUUCCGACACAACCUGCGCCUAUACCCUUGUCACGAGCCGCACAACAGUACAUUGAGUUCAAGAUUGACCAGAAAACUGGGAGACACUUGGGACUGGGCGUCAAAGACUCUGCAGGUGAUGUGCUUUCGGCAUUGCCAAGUGAGAAACACAGUCCCAACGAUCGCGACAGUCGAUUGAUCAAGCGGCAAAGCACCGGAUCUAGGAGUGGCAGGGACGGCAGUAUAGGGAGAAGG